Morchella importuna is the source of this 2382-nucleotide messenger RNA. RefSeq lists its product as uncharacterized. The transcript has 2 exons. The coding region runs from base 1 to 2382 and encodes 793 amino acids. The record is from RefSeq and is a predicted model, not a curated record. Lineage: Eukaryota; Fungi; Ascomycota; Pezizomycetes; Pezizales; Morchellaceae.
AUGUCGACAACAACUACUACUAUUACCACGAGCGGAGGAGGAGACAGUAUCUUUUCCCCGCUCACGCUCGUGACGCCAGACUCUCCCGCUGAAGCGCUGAAAGACAUACCCGCGCUGGAGAUCUGUCCUACGGGCGACAUCAUCAUAUCCCUCACACCCGAGGCCGCCGCACCCGCAAAACCGCCCACAGACUCCAAAGCUGCACCUGCACCUGCACCUGCACCCGCUAGCGAUGCCGGCACUACCACAAAACCCAAGCCGUUGCGCUUUCGUGUGUCGUCGUCGGUGCUGUGCGCUGCAUCUCCGGUCUUCAAUGCCAUGCUCGGCCCCAACAGCAGUUUCGCGGAAGCCGUUUCGUUGCGUACAGCGGCGAGGGCGCCGGCCACCUCACCAAUCAAGCCGUCGGCGCCUCUCGUACAGCAUGUGCAGCCGCUCUAUGACGACAAUGGCACGGCGCUCGCCGUGAUUCUGUAUGCGUUGCACCUACAGACGCACAAGGUGCCGCGCACGGUGACGUUUCCACAACUGAAGCAGCUGGCGGUGGUGUGUGACAAGUACGAUUGUGUGGGGGCGGUGCGACUGUGGGCGGAGACGUGGAUGCAGCCGUUUCGGGGCGACGUGACGACGGUGGGGUACGAGGACUGGCUGUUCAUCGCAUGGGUGUUUAGUAGUCGCAAGUUCUUUGAGCGGGUCAGCAAAAGUCUUGUGCCGAGGGUUGUGGUGGACGAGGAUGAGACGGGUAGGAGGGUGGUGAGCUGGGCGGCGCACAAAGGGCGGGGUAGGGACAGGUUGAGGCAGUUUGAUUCGUAUGUGCCGGAGGUGAUUCUGAAUGCGCUGUUGAAGCAGCGGAACACCAUCGUGAAGGAGAUUGUAACGCUGUGCUCGUCCACAUUCACAAAGUACGCAUCCGGAGCAAUCCCGCUGUGCAAACACACACCCAAAGACCCCCGGUGCGACACAUACCUUCUGGGCGCGCUGUAUAAGGCUUUUGCGGGCGUUGGGAUGUUGGGCUUCGACAUGAAGACGGUGGACACCUACUCGAUCGAGGAGCUGGUGGAUGCGGUGAGGGGAAUCCGCAUCAAGCACCUGGAUUAUGACGGGUGGGGUGAGAUAACAGUGGCGGAGGAGGAGGACAACGGUGAAAAUAUUCCUCCUCCGUUGGAUGAUAUUGAGCAGCCGCCGCCGCCUCCGCCACCAGUAGUAGACGCGGGCGCGGAUGUGGUGGCGGAUGUGGUGGCAGAUGCGGGAGCGGACGCUAAUGCGGAAGCUAAUGCCAACGCUAAUGCCGACGCUAAUGUGAACGCAGAUCCGGCGGCGGAUGCGAAUGCGGAGGCUAACGCCGACGCCAGCGUGAACGCGGAUGUGGCGGCUGAUGCUAAUGCUGAUAAUGCUAAUGCCGAGCCUAACGAUGUCAAUGCUGUUGUAGCUACAGAUGCUGUUGUAGCUGCAGAUGCAGUUGGAGAUGUGAAUGCCGAACCAAAUGCUGAUGCAAAUACGGUCAAUGCGGAUGCUGUUGUAGCGGCAGACACAGUGGUCAAUGAUAACGCUGAGCUGCCAAACACCGAUCCUAAUGCUGCCGUCGUGGAUGCAAAUUCAAAUGCUGAACCAAACACCGACGCAAAUGCCAACACAGAUGUUGCGGUAGAUGCAGUCGUAGAAGUCACCGCUGAUGUCGUUGUGGAUGCCAAUCGCAAUGCUGAAGUAAACGGAGAUGCUGCGGUGCCAGUUGCGAAUGUUGAGCCAGUUGCAGAUGCUGAACCAGUUGCAGACACUGAACCAGUUGCAAAUGCUGAGCCAAAUACCGAUGCCAACGCCGACGUUAAUGCUGAAGCAAAUGGCGAUGCCAAUGCAAAUAACACUGCCAACGCAGAUGCGGUUGUGGCUGAAAAUGCUGAAAAUGCAAAUGCGGAUGCGGAGGUCAAUGUCGACGUAAACGUCAACGCUGAUGCAAACAACGCGGAUGCUAAUGCUAACGCCGACGCAAACCUUGAUGCCGAUGCCGUAGCCAAUGCAAACGCCGACGCAAACCCCGAUGCCGAUGCCGUAGCCAACGACAUCGCCAUCGCCGCAGCCGCCACGCAAGAAGAAGCCGAAGAAGCCGAAGUCCCUGUCCCGCCCGCCGACCCCGUGCCAGACGCCGAGACCCCUACACCCCCGCCCGCAGAAGAGCCCAAACCAAAGAUGGGCCACAUCCGGCACGAGCACAGCAGCACGUGCAACCCUAUGAAGCAGCUCAUCGAGUGUAUCCAGGAGGAGGCUGAAAAGGUUGAGGAGCUGAAUCUGAGCCAGUUCCGCGGCUGGAAGCGGAAGAAGAUCGAGAAGGAAGGUGGCAGUUGGGCGAAACUGACAGAAGAGCUUCAGGUCGCUAUGGUGGGGGUGUAG